GUAUUAUAUAUGUAUAUAUGUAAUCUUAUAAUUAAAAAUGACGAAAACAUUGUUAAUAACGAUGUGUAUGUGUUGUUACCCACUUGCAACUGUACAACAAGAUGGACCGGACCCUUGGCACAAUAAAAAUGACGCAAUACUUCAACAAAAGGAGAAUAUUGAUGUUACACCUGAUCUGAGGAUGUCUUUGCCUCAGGUUAGGACUACAGAAUCCGCAAGUACAGGGAUGAGAGACUGGUUCUUUAAACGAAUGCUAGCCAUUAUAUUAAAAGGAGGGCAAUAUAAAAAAAACGAAGACAACUCAGUCGAAGUUUCAGUUCAAAUGCGAUUUGACGAGAGUCAAUGGACCACUUUAAAUGAUUACCUCAAUCCAAAUGUAGCUCUGUCUGAGGAAAUAUUCCGUCGCUCAGUGGGAUAUGUGGAGAAUGCCAUUUACAAGCCUAGUGUUUCAGAAAGAAUAGUUAUGGCGUGGAAUGAUUACAUCCAAUUUUAUUUGGUGGAAUAUAAGAUGGAAAUCACAAUGGCGUUUGGAAUAUUAGCAGCUGCCGGUGUAAUGAUGUGGCUGUGGAAUCAUAUGUCCCAUAAACACUUCAAGAUUAUUGCUUUUAUUGCACUUUAUUUAUAUGAAGUAUUUGUUUCAUACAAAGAGGCUGAGCAACACGAAUUUGAUCGUUACAUGUCAGCAAUUAAUACAUGUAAAUGGUAUUUCUGGUCAUCCACCUGUGAUGUGCCACCUCCCGACCCUAUCAAGUUCUUAAAAUAUAUGAACCCCUUGAAAAUAGGUGUGAGGAUGUUUACUACAAUUAUAUCUGAGCCAAUGAUCACUAUAAGUGCUACGGUGCAGACAAUAAUUCAUGGGAUAACAGAUGGCAUAUGGUUUCCCCUGAAUGUGAUAAUGACAGGUUUAUUAACUGUAGCUUUUACUGUUAUAUUAGUUGUUCUUCUUGUGAUGAUAGUAUUUACCUAUAUACUUAACAUUCCCUUUAAUCUUAGUUUUCUAUGUGGUUUGUUUAGCAUUGGCGUGAAUGAAAAACGUGAUAGGACUAAUACAAGUAACGUAAGCGGGAAUCAAAUACCUAGCAUAGAUGGUGGCGGAGAUCGGAUAAACAGCGCCACUCUAGAUAGGAUAUUAGAUGUAUGCACGCGGGCACUUACUAGUGCACAAAUUAAUAAUACAAGUUCUACUCAAAUCCCACGAAUCCAGGCUGCAAGACCUCUUCAUAUUACUAAUGGAACAAUACCAACAACUUCUUUAAAGAGGUCUUCUAGCACUGGACGAUUGCAAGAGUAUAAAUCUUACCAUCAUGAUUUCGAACUGCCUGUAAUAGAUUCUGUAGUUAGAAAAAGAAAUCAUAGAAAAAGAAAUAAUGGGAAGACAAGAUUAAAUUAUGGCAGUGGUGGCCUUUAAAAUGAAUGGACCUAAAUGAGUGGAACUAGAAGUUAUGUGGGAAUCAAAUUCCGUUUGAUAUUAUAAUUAUUAUAUUAUUAUGUACAGGGCCGUAGGAGACAGGGUGGAAAUAGCAUCAACUAAUAAAAAAUGUAGACUGAAAAAAAUGAUUUACCGGGUCAUAAGAGAUCAAGUAGUGGGUAACAGUUUUUUUAUACCACCAUAUAACAGAGACCCUACCUGGCUACGGCCCUGUUUUAUAGAAUAAGGCAGGUAUAAUAAAAUUAUGUUCGACUAACUCUGUGAUAGUUUUUAAUUAAAAUUGAUACGUUAUUUAUGUUGGCUUUUUAAACCAGUGAUUUGUAAAUGGGCCUUUUUUAUUUAAAGUUGUCCCCCACCAUUAACGUAUAUAUCUAUGGACUAGCCUUACGGGCACUAAAAAUGGUACUAGUUUAGCGGUGUGACUCACGAAUUCCAGCCAAUCGUGCAGUCUAAUGCAACUAGUUGCGACCAAUAGCGCGCGUGAUGCGAACUCAUCAACCAAUCGCGCGCGUGAUGCGAACUCAUCAACCAAUCGCGUUGUACCGGUGUCACACCGCUGUACUGGCCCCUGUCAUGCCUCAUUAUUAUUGUCCGUAAAGCCAGUCCCUAUAUCUAUGUCAAUGUCCCCCACACUUUUUUUUUCAAAAUUGGGAUUUUUAAUGUUAUUUCUACUCGGAAUCAUGAUCUUUUUUGAUCCUAUAAGGAGAAAAAGUGUCCCAUGAUUUCCAUACAUUUUUCGAUUUUUCCAUUCCGAAACCGCCAUACAAAGUCUAUGAAAAAAUGGUAACGGAGUGGAAAAAAACCUUGGGACACUUUUUUUCUUCAUUAGAUAGAUAGAAAGAGCUCGUGAUUCUGAGUAGAAAUAACAUAAAAAAUCCCAAUUUUGAAAAAAAUAAGUCUAGGGGACAACUUUAAAUAAAAUGGCCCAAAUAAUGACUAGGUUUAUUUUUGAAUGAAAUGUAAGUAUGUAAAGUUAAUAAGGUGCACUUUUUUGCAUUUAUAUUUGUGGUUGAACUUUUACUGAAAAUAGCUGGGAGGCUGUUGUGCUAAGGCGCGUACAGAUUGAGAUCUAGCGAAUGUGCGGUUCGCGCCUUGCAUGCGCGCAUCGCUCAGUUUUGCGCGCUAAUUAGCGCAACUCGUGUAACCGCCACAGGGGUCGGCAGCUUGGAUAGGAGGAGGUAAUUGUAAUAUGCGAGCGAGUGGCACGCCACGACGCAGGAGCAGGAGGCCAAUUUGAACUUACACUUUAACAUCAAAAUGAUAUUUAAAUUAUGUAAUUUAGUUAUCAUGCGCACGUGCAUUUCGCUCAGACUUGCCUACACGAAUUAGCGCGAGCGAGACGCACGGGCGAAUGAGAACAUAAUGACAUCAUAUGUAUAUCAUUUUGAUGUCAAAAUGUAAGCUUGAAUUAGCCUCUUGCACGGAAUCGACCGUACCACGUAAUGCACACGUACCAAGAAUCUAACGUUGUCAACUCCUGACUUAAUAAACAGAAAAAAAAAACUGCAUGCACCAUUUCAGAUGAACGUUAAUAACUGUCCUAUCAAAAUAUCUAUUAGCUCUUUUUUCAGCGUUUUCAUUUGGGUAAUCUACUCUAUGGCUUAACUAACUAACUAACUAGGUAUAACUAACUGGCUAAUUCAUUGUUUUAAUGAUAUUUUUGUAAAACUUUUAUAUUUUAAUAAAGUCCUAGUCAAUUUAAUUUUGUCUAUUCAUUUUACAUUGAGCAAUUUCACUACAGACACCAAAUCUCUGUUUACAUCAUAGCUUUGUGAAUAGGUUUCAAACAGGUUUCAAAAG
Cydia splendana is the source of this 3229-nucleotide messenger RNA. RefSeq lists its product as uncharacterized. The record is from RefSeq and is a predicted model, not a curated record. The transcript has 5 exons. The coding region runs from base 38 to 1408 and encodes 456 amino acids. Lineage: Eukaryota; Metazoa; Arthropoda; Insecta; Lepidoptera; Tortricidae.